This is a messenger RNA of Coregonus clupeaformis (lake whitefish), 1520 nucleotides long. Its product is annotated as thioredoxin domain-containing protein 5-like. The coding region runs from base 77 to 1309 and encodes 410 amino acids. Gene Ontology annotation, cellular component: endoplasmic reticulum. Gene Ontology annotation, molecular function: protein disulfide isomerase activity. The transcript has 10 exons. Gene Ontology annotation, biological process: protein folding. The record is from RefSeq and is a predicted model, not a curated record. NCBI's taxonomy places the organism in Eukaryota, Metazoa, Chordata, Actinopteri, Salmoniformes, Salmonidae.
UCCAGAUUCCACAUUCUUCAAAGGUCAGCGCUAGGGGUAUUCACAGACAGGCUAGUGGCUCAGCGAAGACGCGAUCAUGGCCUCCACAGCACUGAAUUGCACACAUUUUAUGUUGUGUUUUAUUUAUUGUUCGUUACUUGUUGGUAAUAUAUUUUGCGAUGCUGAUUCUGAAGAAGAUGAACAUGCCAAGCAUACGUAUACGGUGGAUAUGUUCAACAAUGCUGUCCCCACCGCUCCCCACUUUGUCAUGUUCUUCGCCCCUUGGUGUGGUCACUGUCAGAGGCUACAGGGGACAUGGAACGAGAUGGGGGACAAAUACAACAGCAUGGAGACUCCACCCGCCUACGUAGUAAAGGUUGACUGCACUCAGGAUGUUAAGUUCUGCUCCAAUGUCCACGGCAUCAGGGGCUACCCCACGCUGAAGCUGUUCAAACCUGAGCAGGAGGCGAUGAAGUACCAAGGCCCCAGGGACCUGCAGUCUCUGGAGACCUGGAUGCUCAACACUCUGCAGGAGGAGCCUGUGCAGGAGCCAGAGACUGAACUGGAGCCUCCCAAAGCCCCAGAGCCCAAGCAGGGCCUGUUUGACCUCACUGCUGGCAACUUCAAGGCCCACAUCGCUAAAGGGUCCCACUUUGUCAAGUUCUUUGCCCCCUGGUGCGGUCACUGCAAGGCCAUGGCCCCGACCUGGGAGCAGCUGGCCACCAGCUUCGAGCACUCGGACAACAUCAAGAUCGGCAAGGUGGACUGUACCCAGCACUACGAGGUGUGCUCUGAGAACUCUGUGCGUGGCUACCCCACCCUGCUUUUCUUCAAGGACGGAGAGAAGGCGGACCAGUACAAAGGCAAGCGGGACCUGGACUCUCUGAAGGACUUUGUGGACAACCAGGUCAAGGCUGCUGCUGCUAAGGGGGAUGAUGAACACCCACAUGCCAACGAGAUCCCAGUACCCAGCGACGAGCCUGCUAAAGAGGAGUCUGGCGUGAUUACACUCACAGAGGCCAACUUUGAUGAGACAGUGGCCAAGGGACUGGUAUUCAUCAAGUUCUACGCUCCAUGGUGUGGCCACUGUAAGAAUCUGGCCCCUGUCUGGGAGGACCUGUCUAAGAAGGAGUUCCCUGGCCUGACUGACGUGAAGAUUGGCAAAGUGGACUGCACUGUGGAGAGGACGAUCUGCAACAGGUUUUCCGUGAGUGGGUACCCCACCCUGCUGAUGUUCAGGGCGGGUGUGCAAGGUGAGGAGCAUCAUGGAGGGCGCGACUUGGAGAGCCUCCACGGCUUUGUGAUGAAGCAGGCCCGAGACGAGCUGUAGCACUGUCCAAUCAACGUCCAUCGUUAGUUCUCUCCUCCCCCACACAGCAUAUCUGGCCAACCGGAGGAAUCCUUUCUCCUGUAGAGGCUAGCUCUCUUCUUUCUCUCUCUCCGAUCAUUUUCCUUUCAGAAAGGAUUCGCAUCAACAGGCUGUUUUUUUACCCCCAUCUGUAAUGCCUUGUUUUACCCCCUGUCUGUAAUGCCUUGUUUAC